GCGCAGAAUCCGUUUCACCAAGAUCUUGAGAAUUCGAGCAUUCUGCAUCCGGUGUGUUGAAAGUUAAAAACGAAGGCGCUCGCCAGCCAGCCAGCAAGCCGCGGUGUUGUGUGAAGAGACAGGUUUGAGGACCCCGGGGAAACGGCUUCCUCGAGUUUACUCUCUCUCACUCUCUCUACUCCCAGUUCCAUCAGUUACUGCUAUCCAACUGGAGCCAAGCAACCAGACCAGGAUAGCAUCUUCUGCCUUUAACUACUCACUACUGGCAGUACCAAUGCAAGGAAACCUCCAACACACACACACAGAGCACCCGGGGACCGGCGGAUGGAAUGUGGAAUGAACAUUAGAAGGAUGAAAGGAAGGAUGUAUUUUGCGCUUUUCUCUCUCUUUCAAGUCUUGGAGACAAUAAACGGGCAAUUCUUUCCAGGAAGUUGUUCCUUUGAAGAACACUACAGCGGCUGUGGAUACAGCGUGGCUCUCGGGACGAACGGAUUUGCGUGGGAACAAGUCAACACAUGGGAGAAGCCAAGCACGGAUGCAGCUGUCCCAACAGGUUCCUUUAUGAUGGUGAAUGGUUCAGGAAGAGCCUCUGGACAGAAAGCUCACCUGCUCUUGCCCACGCUGAAAGAGAACGACACGCACUGCAUCGACUUCCACUACUCCCUGUCCAGCAAGGACGGCUCCACCCCAGGCUCCCUGAACGCCUACGUCAAAGUGAACGGGGGCCCACAGGGGAACCCCGCGUGGAAUGCCUCCGGCAGCGUCACUGAGGGAUGGGUGAAAGCGGAACUCGCAAUCAGCACGUUUUGGCCUAACGCCUACCAGGUUAUAUUUGAAGCAGUUUCUAUGAAGAGUCACCCUGGUUACAUUGCUGUGGAUGAAGUGAGAGUCUUGGCCCAUCCUUGCAGGAAAGCGCCACAUUUCUUACGCCUUCAGAACGUGGAAGUGAACGUCGGGCAGAACGCUACCUUCCAGUGCAUUGCUGGUGGGAAAUGGUCUCAGCAUGACAAGCUGUGGCUGCAGCAAUGGAAUGGCAGAGACACGGCUCUCAUGGUGACCAGAGUAGUUAACCACCGCAGGUUCUCUGCAACGGUCAGCGUGACGGACACCUCCCAGCGCAGCGUAAGCAAGUACAGAUGCGUCAUCCGGUCAGAUGGUGGCUCAGGAGUGUCAAACUACGCGGAACUGAUUGUAAAAGCGCCCCCCACCCCCAUCGCUCCUCCCGAGCUCCUGGCUGUAGGAGCCACAUACCUGUGGAUUAAACCCAACGCCAACUCCAUCAUCGGAGAUGGACCCAUCAUUCUGAAGGAGGUGGAAUACCGGACCACCAUGGGGAACUGGGCUGAGACCCACAUCGUUGACUCCCCGACCUACAAGCUGUGGCACCUGGACCCAGACGUGGAAUACGAGAUCAAGGUCCUGCUCACUCGACCCGGGGAAGGGGGGACGGGACCACCGGGCCCUCCUCUAAUCACACGCACAAAAUGUGCCGACCCGGUCCACGGGCCGCUGAGCGUGGAAGUGGUGGAUGUCCGAGCUCGCCAGCUGACCCUGCAGUGGGAGCCCUUUGGCUACGUGGUCACCCGCUGCCACAGCUACAACCUGACAGUCCAGUACCAGUACGUGUUCAACAACCACGAGUUUGCAGCCGAGGAGCUGAUCCAGACAGCCUCGCACUACACCCUACGCGGGAUGAGGCCCUUCGUGAGCGUGCGGCUGAGGCUGGUGCUCUCCAACCCCGAAGGGAGGAAGGAGAGCGAGGAGAUUGUUAAGCAGACCGAAGAAGACGUGCCUGGGCAGAUACCUCUGGAAUCCAUCCAAGGAGGUCCUUUUGAGGAGAAGAUCUAUAUGCAGUGGAAGGCUCCGAAUGAAACCAAUGGGAUUAUCACGCUUUAUGAGAUAUCCUACAAAGCUAUUGGUUCUCUGGACCCCAGAGCAGAGCUGUCGAGCCAGCGAGGGCGAGUGUUUACAUUACAGAACGAAACCCACCAUCUGUUUGUCGGCCUGUACCCAGGAACGACCUACUCCUUCACCAUCAAAGCCAGCACAGCGAAAGGCUUCGGGUCUCCUGUCACGACACGCAUCACAACCAAAAUAUCAGCCCCAUCGAUGCCUGAGUAUGAAACCGAUGCCCCGCUGAAUGAAACUGACACGACCAUCACUGUGCUGCUGAAGCCUGCCCAGUCCAGGGGAGCCCCAGUGAGCGCUUAUCAACUGGUUGUUAAAGAAGAACGCAAGAAAAAGUCGCGGAGAGCCGCGGUCGUGAUCGAGUGCUUCGCCACUCCUGUCAGCUACAAGAACGCCUCAGCACUCGACUUGCCGCACUACUUUGCAGCUGAAAUCCCCCCUGUUAACCUCCCUGCUACUCAGCCCUUCACCGUGGGAGACAAUAAAACAUACAGCGGUUACUGGAACGCUCCGCUUUCACCCCUGAAGAGUUACAGCAUUUAUUUCCAGGCAAUAAGUAAAGCAAAUGGGGAAAUAAAAAUCAGCUGCGUCCGACUGGCUACUAAAGUGGUAAUAGGUAGGGGACAAAUAACAACGCCGUACAUACUUGUCAUCCCCAGUGAAGGAGCCUCCACCCAGAACUCGAAUGCUGUGGAGCCCGAGAGACAGGUGGACAGCACGGUGAAGAUGGCAGGAGUUAUUGCCGGGAUUCUCAUGUUUGUCAUCAUCUUGCUGGGAGUGAUGCUCACUGUGAAAAGAAGAAGAAAUGCGUAUUCCUACUCUUAUUACCUGAAACUUGCAAAAAAGCAAAAGGAGACUCAGACGACUACCCAGAGGGAGAUGGGGCCAGUCGCCACGGCUGAAAAGAGUUCCAACAAAGUCAGCACCCUCCACAAAGACGAGGCCUUCUCCUCCAGCUCCCAGGACAUCAAUGGUUUCUCCACCUCCUCUCCUUGUUCCUUUUCUGUGCAGAGUAAAACCCUUCAAAGCAAAACCCUGUUGAAUUCCUACUACUCAGAUGCCAUUCUAGUGUCACCUGACCCAGCCCCUCCUCCUGCAGCGGCUUUAGACAACAGCCACAGUGAGAUGAGUCAGCCCACCCUGACGAUCCAGACCUACCCUUACAGGGGCUGCGAGUCUGUGGAAAUGUCUUACCAAGCUGGUCAGUUUCAGCCGGCGAUCCGUGUAGCUGAUCUGCUGCAGCACAUCACCCAGAUGAAGUGUGGACAGGGAUACGGGUUUAAGGAGGAGUAUGAGGUAAGAAUGGGACUACCUGAGGGACAGGCUGCAGCGUGGGAUACUGCCAAGAAAGAGGAAAACCGCAAUAAAAACAGAUACGGGAAUAUCAUUGCAUAUGAUCAUACCAGAGUAAGACUGCAACUGCAAGACGGGGACCCACAUUCAGAUUACAUCAAUGCAAACUACAUAGAUGGUUAUCACAGGCCACGCCAUUACAUCGCUACACAAGGUCCGAUGCAGGAAACUGUGAGAGAUUUCUGGAGAAUGAUUUGGCAAGAAAAUUCAGGCAGUAUCGUCAUGGUAACCAACCUAGUGGAGGUUGGAAGGGUGAAGUGUGUGCGGUACUGGCCAGAUGAGACAGAGUUUUAUGGAGAUAUUAAAGUGACACUUAUUGAAACAGAACCACUGGCAGAAUAUGUCAUACGAACUUUCACAGUGCAAAAGAAAGGUCACCACGAGAUCCGGGAGAUUAGGCAGUUCCACUUCACCAGCUGGCCGGAUCAUGGGGUCCCCUGCUAUGCCACGGGCUUGCUGGGGUUCGUUCGGCAAGUCAAGCUCCUCAAUCCUCCUGAUGCCGGCCCCGUCGUGGUGCACUGCAGUGCUGGAGCUGGGAGGACUGGGUGCUUCAUCGCUGUUGAUAUCAUGCUGGACAUGGCAGAGAACGAAGGGGUUGUGGACAUAUUUAAUUGCAUCCGCGAGCUCCGCUCACAGAGAGUCAACAUGGUGCAGACUGAGGAGCAGUAUGUGUUUGUCCAUGACGCCAUCCUUGAGGCAUGCCUCUGUGGGAACACAGCCAUCCCAGUCUGUGAAUUCAGAGCCAUAUACUACAACAUCAGCAGGCUGGACCCACAGACCAACUCCAGCCAGAUCAAAGACGAAUUUCAGACUCUGAACAUCGUGACCCCGCGAGUGCGCCCUGAAGACUGCAGCGUUGGCCUGCUGCCCAGGAACCAUGACAAGAACCGCAGCAUGGACGUGCUGCCAGUGGACCGCUGCCUGCCCUUCCUCAUCUCCGUGGAUGGGGAGUCCAGCAACUAUAUCAAUGCAGCUCUUAUGGAUAGUCAUAAACAGCCUGCGGCCUUCAUUGUUACCCAGCACCCCUUGCCCAACACGGUAGCGGAUUUCUGGAGGCUGGUGUUCGACUACAACUGCUCGACAAUAGUGAUGCUAAACGAAAUGGAUGCUGCGCAGCUGUGUAUGCAGUACUGGCCUGAGAAAAGCUCCAGUUUCUAUGGGCCUAUCCAGGCGGAGUUUAUUUCAGCCGACAUUGACGAGGACAUUAUUAACAGGAUAUUCCGUAUCUGCAACAUGGCACGGCCCCAGGACGGUUACCGUCUCGUCCAGCACUUCCAGUUCAUCGGCUGGCCGGCAUACAGAGACACACCCCUGUCCAAGCGCUCUGUCCACCAGCUCGUCCGACGUCUCUCCAAAUGGCAGGAGCAGUACGAUGGAGGAGACGGGCGCACCGUGGUGCACUGCCUGACUGGAGGAGGACGCAGUGGCACAUUCUGUGCAAUCUGCAGCAUCAGCGAGAUGAUCCAGCAACAAAACAUUGUGGACGUGUUCCACGUGGUCAAGACAUUGAGGAACAACAAAUCCAAUAUGGUGGAAACACUGGAACAAUACAAGUUCUGCUAUGAAGUGGCUCUGGAGAACCUGAGUUCGUUCUGAACAUCCUCUCCUGGGAUUGGGGGACGGGGCACAUUUAAGCACUGAUGCCUGUAAAGUGACUGCAGGAUAAAUGCAGUAAAGAUGACUUUUGAAGAAAAAAAAUAAAAAAUUAGCAAGUCAGUGCUAGAAGCCAACCCACGUGUUUUUAUAACCAUGAGGAGUUCUACUGGAAUGCAGCUCGGGGACUCCAGGUGAAGUGUAAAGGACAGAAUGUGAAUACAAUACUCUCUUCAAUGUACAGUGUCACUGUGUGCAUCCCUGGACCCCAAUGUGAUCAUGUAUAGUCAUUUCCGUUCUAGAUCCAAGCCCUGAAUGUCAUCCUGUCAGUGUAACGAUCGUACUGGAAGGCUCCAAGUUCCCAGGUGGACUUCCCUUUGCUGGUCUUGCAUUCCAUGCAACAAACUUGGAAUUAUACCGACAACUAAACAGUGCAGAAGCCAGAUCUUUUGUACUGGAAUUUGCCCAUCCUACCAGGAAACAGACUGACUAUUGACAGUUUUAUAUAUAUAUAUAUAUAUAUAUAUAUAUAUAUAUAUAUAUAUAUAUAUAUAUAUAUAUAUAUAUAUAUGUUACUGUUGUUGCUUUAUGUCCCCAUUACUGUGUAGACAAUCAACAUCUAGAAUAUCUUGUGUUGUUUUUUUUUACUUUGUCAGACCUGCUAAUCUGGUGAUUUCGAGGGGCCUCGAGAUUUGUAUCAUGUGUAGAUACCUAGACUGAUGCGCCUGGAGUUGUUUGUGAAACCAGCCUGAGGUCUGGGGUAAAACCAGCCUGACAUAUUUGAUAAACAGAAGGCUUCUGGUGAUCAGAUAAAUCCUUUUGAGAAAUGUGUUGAAAUGAACGUGUCCUCUCCUCUCAGCUUGUCUUGAUUCCUAUGUUUUCUUUUUGAUAUGUGAGCACCUUAAACGUGCAAAGCUCUUUCUUCAACUCAUGAUCAGUGGAUAUUUCAGACAUAUAACCCUAUUUUUCUGUAUUAAAGUCAGUGCCAUAUUGAAAUGUCAGUAGUAGAGGCUUGGUUUUUCAAACUGAACGCGAUGCUGUCUGCACCAGCAGCAAGUCAAAUACAGAAACAUCAAUAUGUAUAUAGAAAGACAGGGAACAAACUCCAUAGUUCUGAAUGCAUGUCAUACAAAAGCACUCUGGCUGAGUCAUCUUGCUCGAAAUAGCAUGUCUGUUUAUCUUUUCUUACAUUUUCUAUCCCCGCAACAAAUUUUGUCUGCUACAACAAAACACUUGAGCUUAAUUGAAUUUCUCAAAUAUGACGCAGCCGGCAAUUGGAGUAAGUAAAAUGCACUUGUUUCAAACCUCAAAUUUUUAUAAAGCUUUUAGGUUUUUCAUUAACUAUAAUAAUAAAAAAAAAAAAAAAAAAAGUUUUUUUUUUUUUAUUUGCAAUGACAGGACCACAAUGUCUCAUAAAUAAAAAUCCCUUAAUAAAAGUAGCCUGUUACUUAACACACACACACAGAGCUGCAUUCAAGAGGUCUAGCAGACGACUGUCUUGAAAUGCCUCCAAAACAAAACUGUAAGGCAGAACUGACUUAAGAGGUUGUGAAGGAGGUGCAACUUCCUUCUACAUCACAUGCUGUGAUUUUAACACAUUUCAGUGCACACAUCAUUAAGUGGGGUUAAGUAAUGAAAGUACCUUUGGACACCCUUAUAUGAGUUUACCACAGUGAAUUUGCACAAUCAUUUUGCAAGCCCCUCCCCCCGAUUUUCUUGUGGUUGUACUAUGCAUUUGUCACAUGGUUUGCCUCUUUGGGCUUUGCAAUUUUUACCAAUGCUUCACCAUGCUCCACCUAUUUACAAUGCAGUGCUAUGCUUUUGUUAGCAUAAACUUUUAAAAAGAGCUCUCAUAUCUACAGCAAACUGAGGGUGGGUCUGGAUACCAUGACAAAUUAAAAAGCAUUUGCUAACCUGGAUGUAGCAUCUUCUGUAGGGUUAUUCAAAGUCCUUUUCAAGCAGCCACUGUCCUGGUAUCUUUCGGUAAACAGCCUGUUUAACCCUGAAGUAAGUCACCACAGGGAAUCAGCUUUCAUGCUGCUGUUCUGGGAUGUCUUCCCCUAUUUUCAGAUUUUUGUUUUAUUUUAUUGAGCCUUCAGAGUAACACAGGGCCCUGUUGAGAAAGCAGAGAGCUGGCCACUGCCAAUUUCGAGAAUUUCAAAUCAGGUUAGGUUUCUUGUUGGAUGUGACAAGAAGCCUUUCCUUUCUAUACUGUAUUCUCUCCCUGUGCUUAAAAAUCUUGUCUACAGAUUUGCUGAAAACGAGAAGACAGAGCACCAGAAUCAUUGGCACUUAGGUAGAUUAGAAGUGAUGACAUUAAACUGUCACAGCUGUCUAAAUGUAUCUAUUGACAAGGUUUUCAUUAGAAUGGUGUUAGCAAGUGUUGUACUAUCAAGGGGGGUCUGCUGUAGUUUUGUGCAGAGGAGUCUGUUCUUUAUGUAACGUUACGUUUUAUGACAUUUGAGAAGCCUGCGUAGAGUUGUAAGCAAAGAACUCUGCUCUCAAGGACCCCAGCCUCAAAUUCAACCAGAGUAAAAAAACAAAAAAACCUCUCUUCCAGUGUUUAUAUGGGCACGUAUGGAAGAUGCAAAUGCAGGAUGACCUCAUAUGAGGAUGCAUGAAGGGGUUAAUGGGGAAUGUUUAGAUUUAUAAAAACAUGCAAAGAAAAUACUACUGUAAAUAUACUGUAGAAAUACUACUGGAACACUGGGCAGCCUUUGAUGUUUUCCAGUUUAUCUGUUUCUUCGUUUCUAGUUGAACUAAUGAGAGUAAUAAAAUGAAGGUUAAUCAAUAUAAAUGUAUUUUUUUUUUCUACGUGAAAGUAACGUUUUUUUUUUUUUUUUAACUGCAACUCCACUUAAUUUAUUCUUGCAACCCCCCCCCACGCGCCCCAAUAAAUAGUUUGUUUUGGUGCAA
Messenger RNA from Polyodon spathula (Mississippi paddlefish), 7770 nucleotides. RefSeq names its product receptor-type tyrosine-protein phosphatase T. The transcript is spliced from 34 exons. The record is from RefSeq and is a predicted model, not a curated record. Gene Ontology annotation, molecular function: protein tyrosine phosphatase activity; protein binding. Gene Ontology annotation, biological process: protein dephosphorylation. The coding region runs from base 325 to 4857 and encodes 1510 amino acids. Gene Ontology annotation, cellular component: membrane. Lineage: Eukaryota; Metazoa; Chordata; Actinopteri; Acipenseriformes; Polyodontidae.